Messenger RNA from Acanthosepion pharaonis, 1599 nucleotides. NCBI's taxonomy places the organism in Eukaryota, Metazoa, Mollusca, Cephalopoda, Sepiida, Sepiidae. The record is from the annotation of a GenBank genome assembly.
AUGUUUUUUUCGUUUCUUCCUUUUCCUCAAAAUUAUUCCUUUUCUUCCUGCCAUUUCAUUCUCUUUCUUUUCCUUAAUAUUAUCUCCUUUUAUUUCACUUUCUUCUUUCUUUUAAUUUGCACUCUUUUCUUUCCUCCCUACCGAUAUUUUAUCAUUUCUUUUCUUUUUUUUCGUUCCUUUCUUUUUUUUUUGCAUUUAUUUCUUUUUAUUAUUUUUUUCACUUUCUUCUUUUUUCUUACAAAUUCCCAUUUUCUUCUCUUUCCUCCUACAAAUGUUAACGUUUUAUGUUUUCGUUUCUUCCUUUUCCUCAAAAUUAUUCCCUUUCUUUUUGAUAUUCAUUCUCUUCUUUUUAAUUUUCCUGAUCUCCUCAAAUUUCACUUAAUUUCUUUUUUUAUUUGCACUCUUUCUUCCUUACAAAUAUUAUCCUCUUUUUCCUACAAAUUCCUUUUAUUUUUUCGUUUUUUCCUUUUCCUCCUAAAUUAUUUCUUUUUAUUUUGUUUACUUUCCUCAAAUUUCUUCUUUCUUUUUCAAAUUAUCCUCUUUUAUUUCUUUUCCUUUCUUUUCCUUAAUAUUAUUUCUUUUUUAUUUUUUCUUUUUAAUUUGCACUCUUUCUUCCUGCCGAUAUUAUCCUCUUUUUAUUUCGUUCCUUUCUUUUCCUUAAUAUUAUUUCUUUUUAUUUUGUUCACUUUCUUCUUUCUUACAAAUUCCCAUGUGUUACUUUUUAGUUUCUUCUCUUUCCUCCUACAAAUGUUAACGUUUUAUGUUUUCGUUUCUUCCUUUUCCUCAAAAUUAUUCCUUUAUUUCAUUCUCUUACUGAUCCCUCAAAUUUCAUUCUUCUUUUUAUUUGCACUCUUUCUUCCUGCCGAUAUUAUCCUCUUUUUAUUUCGUUCCUUUCUUUUCCUUAUUUAUUUCUUUUUAUUUUGUUCACUUUCUUCUUUCUUACAAAUUCCCAUUUCUUUUAAUUUUGCACUCUUUCUUCCUGCCGAUAUUAUCCUCUUUUUAUUUCGUUCCUUUCUUUUCCUUAAUAUUAUUUCUUUUUAUUUUGUUCACUUUCUUCUUUCUUACAAAUUCCCAUGUGUUACUUUAGUUUCUUCUCUUUCCUCCUACAAAUUUCCUUUCUUUUCCUUAAUAUUAUUUCUUAAUAUUUUGUUCACUUUCUUCUUUCUUACAAAUUCCCAUGUGUUACUUUAUUCUUUUAAUUUGCACUCUUUCUUCCUGCCGAUAUUAUCCUCUUUUUUUUAUUUCGUUCCUUUCUUUUCCUUAAUAUUAUUUCUUUUUAUUUUGUUCACUUUCUUCUUUCUUACAAAUUCCCAUGUGUUACUUUAUUCUUUUAAUUUGCACUCUUUCUUCCUGCCGAUAUUAUCCUCUUUUUAUUUCGUUCCUUUCUUUUCCUUAAUAUUAUUUCUUUUUAUUUUGUUCACUUUCUUCUUUCUUACAAAUUCCCAUGUGUUACUUUAUUCUUUUAAUUUGCACUCUUUCUUCCUGCCGAUAUUAUCCUCUUUUUAUUUCGUUCCUUUCUUUUCCUUAAUAUUAUUUCUUUUUUAUUUUGUUCACUUUCUUCUUUCUUACAAAUUCCAUGUGUUUCUUUUUUCUUUCUAA